AGGGUGGCAGCCAUUUGAUCGGGUGGCAACAAUGACCCAACUCUAUUAUUUUAGUGAAAGAAUUGUGGAAUAGUUUUCGUUUUAUAUAUUAGAAAAUAGUGAUUAAGAAUUUGUCAAGAUGGGCAAGGGUUUCAACAAUUAUAUGUGCAAGAAAUUCUUUCAUCCUGCCUCAAGGGACAACCUGAAGAGGGUAUGGAUGGCGGAGCAGCAGGCGGAGGCGUACAAAAAGAAGCAGGAAGAGCUACGCACACAGUAUGAAAAGGAACAGAAUCUUCACGAGAACAAAGCAAUGCUCAGCAAGGAUAGCAAGGAUAAGUUGAGCGUGAAUUUCAUGUACGAGCCUCCUCCGGGUGUGCGCAAGGAGCGGGAAAAGGACGACAAUGAGCCGGAAUACAAGUUCGAAUGGCAACGCAAAUACAAUGCGCCUCGCGAGUCCUACUGCAAAGGUGAUACUGAAAUCCGGGAUCAACCAUUCGGUAUCCAGGUGCGCAAUGUGCGCUGUCUCAAGUGCCACAAGUGGGGACACAUCAAUACGGACAAGGAGUGCACCAUGUACAGCAUAUCCAUGAGCGAGGCCAGGAAGCUGCACUCCGAGUCGGAGGCCAACGAUAUUAUGUCCAAAAAUGUGCUAGAGGAGCAAAUGAAGGAGGAUGGCCUAAUGAUGAAGAGAUCGGCAUUGGAACUGCAAAGCAUUAAGGAUGUGCAGCAGCGACAUCAGUUGGUGCCCAGCGACGAGGAGGACGAGGCAACACGUGCAGCCAAUCAACAAAAUCCCGAAUUGUUGUUCCUUAAAUCUCUGAGCAAGAAGCAAAAGCUGAAAUUGCUAAAGAAACUUGAGAAAAUUGAGCGGAUGAAGCGUAAGGGGGACAAAAAGUCAUCCAAAGCGAGCAAAAAGAAGGCCAAAAAGAAGGAUACCAAGGAUAACAAAAAAAAGAAGAGCAAAAAGUCUGCAGAGAGCAGCAGUCAUAGCUCCUCAUCCUCAUCAUCAUCAUCAUCAUCAUCAUCCUCUGACUCUGAGAGCGAAAAAAAUAAUAACAAAAGGAAUGGCCAGCGUGAAAGAUCCCGUUCCCGAAGCCAUAGCAAGGAACGUCGCAUCAGGGAGCCGACAAGUCGACGACACGCAUCAUCCAGCCUAAAUAACCACUCCAAUGACUCCAAAUCUACUGAAGAGUCCCACAAACGCAGUCGAGACAAUCACCGAAGCAAUGGUCACCGUGAUCACCGUGAGGAACGUUUCCGGCAGAGGCGUCAGCGUUCCCGAAGUGCGGAUAAUCGUCGCGAACGGGAACGGGAACGCAGAGAUCGUGAAAGACGCUAGUUUUAAAUGCAUUUACAUUUACAUGUAUAAUCAAUCCGGUAGUUAAGCCCACCAAUAUAACAUUUUGAUAAUAUUGAAAUAAAUCUUUUAUGACUUUUAUCUGCCUUGAUUAAA
This is a messenger RNA of Drosophila innubila, 1432 nucleotides long. RefSeq names its product corepressor interacting with RBPJ 1. Gene Ontology annotation, biological process: negative regulation of DNA-templated transcription. Gene Ontology annotation, cellular component: nucleus. Lineage: Eukaryota; Metazoa; Arthropoda; Insecta; Diptera; Drosophilidae. The record is from RefSeq and is a predicted model, not a curated record. Gene Ontology annotation, molecular function: transcription corepressor activity. The transcript has 2 exons. The coding region runs from base 119 to 1318 and encodes 399 amino acids.